GGCAGGGAGGGGGUCGGGUGAGAAGGCUCGGCUGGUACAAUGGGUGCAUUGAUGCCUGGUUAAAAAUUGCCGGGUUGAAACCUUCCUCCUUUAAUUAGACAAAUUAAUUAUUUACUGCUCAAGUUGCAGUGUCUAAAAAUAGCACUUUUAGUUUGGUAAUGAGGGUAGAAAACAACCCACCCUACACACAGAAGAGCAGUAAAACCCAGUGCAUGAGCCUCUAUGGGGCAAGGGAGGGCCAGGCACUGGGUUGGUGCUCAGUGGUGGUAAGCAUUUAAACCCCAAGAGGAAAUACUCUGAAUCUGGUCACGAUGGUGCCCGUUAUUGUCUGAACUCAGUUUAUUACUUCUUAUUGUCACUCACUUUUACAUCAGCACAUGGAGAAUCACUAACAUUCAGUCCAAAAAGAGACCUUAGAGAUCAUUUAGCUAAACCCCUUCCCUCCAUACACAUGCCCAGGCUUUACAGAAGGGGACACUGAGGCCCAAGGAGUGCCCUGCCUCAUGUCACACAGCCAAGCUGGAACAUCUGAAAUUCAAGCCUUCCAACUCCCAAGCCUAUCCCAAGUAUGACUAUAGACAAAUCACUUCCUUGCUCUGGGCCUCAGUUUCAUGAUCUGUAACAAUGGCAAGAGUUGGACUGAUUUCUCUCCUGUUCUGAAAUUGGGCACCUCUGUGUGUACCCAUCCUCAGCAAGACAGUGCAUGGGAGGCACUCCCUUGUGUGUCCUGGAGCUCUGUGGGCAUCUGGGAAUAGAAGUUACUGCAUGUUUAUUUGCAAUAUUCAGAGUUUAUAUACACCCAGAGCAGUGGAUGCUUACUCAGUCUGGCUCUAGGAAAUCCACUGGAAUCUGGACUAUUCCUCCUUCUGAAGGUGCCCUUAUUCUCAGCUGAGGAGUAGCACUGAGGAGAGCAGUGGAACUAGAAGGCAGUGGAGAGGGGCUAGCUAGCUGGGUUGGGUUGAGAUUGGCAUUUGGAGAAGGGCUAAGGAAAGAAGGGCUGGGCCUUACUGAGCAAGACCCUUUCCCUGCCAGGCACUGGGCUAAGGCUGUCGUUGUUCUCUGUCUGUGUGUGUGUGUGUGUGUGUGUUUUGAGAUGGAGUUUCGCUCUUGUUGCCCAGGCUGGAGUGCAAUGGUGCGAUCUCCACUCGCCGCAACCUCCACCUCCCGGGUUCAAGCGAUUCUCCUGCCUCAGCCUCCCGAGUAGCUGGGAUUACAGGCAUGCGCCACCACACCUGGCUAAUUUUGUAUUUUUAGUAGAGACAGUGUUUCUCUAUGUUGGUCAGGCUGGUCUCGAACUCCCAACCUCAGGUGAUCCGCCUGCCUCGGCCUCCCAACAGUGUGGUUUUUAAGGUGCCCCCUACCCCAGCCCAGGGACUGAACAGUGGUUUCAGAGUUUAGAUUCUGUGACAGCAGAGUUUAGAUUCUGUGACAGAGUUUAGAUUCUGAGAAGCUGCCCCCCUUCUCAGCCUCACCCCAGCCCUGGGCCUUUGAGCCCUCGCUUCUUGGGAGGAGGCACACACAGGGUGCCACAGCACUCUACCGGGUCUCCUCUAGGGUAGCCAGGACAGAAGGCCUGCACGGUGGAAGACCCCACUCUAUACUUGCUUUUAUUUUCCAGCUCCUCCCCCAGUUCCAAAGGAGUGAUGGCUUCUCAAUUGCACGGUUGUGAGCAAGGAAAUUUCUUGCAGGAUCAGGGAUAUGAAGAGGCUAACAGGGGAGGGGAGGUUUCCAGGCUGCGGGAAGUGUAGUUUGGAAUGUGAAUUCUGGGGAAGGAGGGAAGAAGAAGAUGGGAAGAGAUGGGAAACAACCUCAUCUUUGGGGCUCUGGAAAUCUUCCAGAUUUCCAGACACUGGGCAGAUAAUCCACUUCCUAAAGCCUAGCCCCGAACACUAAUUUGAGAGAGAAAAAAAACAAAAGGGCUGGCAGGCACAGACUCUGGCCCUGUCCCAUUCUGACUUCGGAGUUUUAUAUUUGGAGGCAAUUCGGAAGGCCUUUCGCUGAUUGGUCAUUAAUCCACUGAGUUAUUGUCUGCUAAACAGAGGUCACUGGGAGAGAAACAUCCAGUCUGUCAGGAGAGGCCCACUCAACCUCAGGGACUGGGCCCAUUCCUCUUUUCCUGCUUCUCCCUCCCUUUCCCAGCACCCCCUGCAGCCCCCAAGCUGCCCAGGAUUUGCAGCCUCCCUUCCUUUGCUUUCUCUGCUCUGCCCACAUUUGUCUCAACACUUGCUGGGGGUGGGGUUUGCCAGGCUAAGGCUGAGCUUCUAGAUGAGGCGGGAGCCCUGAUUCAGACUGGGAUCUAUCACCACCAAGGAGCCCACCUGCCUGAGGCUCCCAACUCGCUGGCAGCACCGACAUCCCCUCAUUAGCAUGUUCAGGCGGCCUCCGUGGUCAUCGAGUGGACUUCGCAGACCCUUGUGGCUGCCCUUUUUGUCCUGCCACCCCUUCACGGGCUCGGCUGGGGAGAGGGCAGCGCCCCCACACAUGGGGUGGGGAAAAAGUACAGCCUGGAUUUUUCUUCUUCCACUGCAGCGACCUUUUUCUUCUUUUGAUCCCCACUAUUGCUGAGCAGUGUCUAUGCGGGUCUCCUCUUCUCCCUUCCGGGUGCCCCUUUGUUCCCUCCUGCUCUGGCUUAUUGGAGAGCUGGAGAUGGGGAUCCAAAUGCCAAGAGCCUUCUUCAUUAGCAAUUCCCAUUUUACAACUCCCAGCUUUGAAAUCUUUAUUAAUACUUAAGGGAAAAUGGAGAUUCGGGUGAGUGUGUGAACUUUAUACCACUCUUCUAGGGCUACAAAGUUGGGCAGUGAAGCUGGAAAACAGUGUGGGACCGGGAACCCAGACACGGCCAGGAAGAAACACAUCGCCAAACAUCUUGCCCCCCAGGCUUCCAGGUCCUAGCUCCCCAGCUAGCCUUUGGGCCAGGCAAAUUUUGUGCUGAUUGAGCCAGGGGCAGGAUCCUUGACUGCCCCAAGUCUGAGAUCAGAGAUUGGUUUUAAGAGCCAACCAGUAUGCCCUUAUUGAGAGAAUUUUUGUUUGCUAGUUGAUGCAGUUUUGGGGGAGGAGAGAAACAGGCACGAUCCCGCCGAGGUCUAUAAGAGCGGGUAGCCCUUGAUUGCUCCAGAGGGUUUAAAGUGCUCCUGUCGCCUGAUACUGGGUACCCAGUGGGGUGGGGGAGAGAAGUGCUAGAGCGAGUGCUCUGGCUCCAAAGAAACGGAAUGGAAGAGGAAAGGAUGUCUGUGAAGAAGGGCAUUUUCUCUCAUCUUUACCCUUAUUAUUUUUUUACUUCAUUAGUUUAUGCUAGUGUCUCUGACUCUUACUCAAUUUUCCUCUUUUUCAAUUUCUCUUUCUCCUCCUUUCUCUCUCUCUCUCUCUCUCACACACACACACACACCCCACACACACAUGGGCACACAAAGUUUCCCAGGUUUCACUCCCAAAUCCAAGAAGAAAUUGUUCCCUCUUCUGUAUCUCCAGUCUGCUCCGAAAUCAUGGCUUCACUCUCAGGGAUGAUAAGCCCUUCUCCCGCUUCUCUUUUCCCAGACCCCAAAGUCUUCCCUCAGACUGCUCUGGCAUCCCCCACCCCAAGUUCCUUGCCCAAACUCCUCACUACCAGCCUUUAUCCCCUGAAGUUUGAAAAACCCCUGGCUAGCAGCAACACCUCAGUCCAAACAGGGGCCCUUAGGGGUGCCUGUUCCACCCUCCGUCCUCCAGCCUCCCAGCCCUAAUCAGAGGGCAGCCCGCCUGCUGGCCAGAGACCUCUGAGAAUGGAAGAAAAAAGGCAAGACAGAAACUAAACUGGGAUGUAAUUGCCUCCCAAGUAUUCCAAAUGGGCUCUGUACUCCAGAAUUAAGAAGCCCCCACUCCAUCUCCUACCGCAUUUUGGGGGUGUAUGUCCUCCGACAGAUUUUCUCCAGGUUCGUUUUCUUGCUUCUCGGUCCUCUUUUUCACUCCCACCCCACUAUGCCCCACUGCCUUCUGUAGCCCGAGGGACCACAAAGGGUUGAGGAGGCUUGGGGAAGGGAGGGGUCUGCCGUUGUCUCUGGAACACUCCUCCACCCCCAGCUCAGCUCGAGGCCCGCUUCUCCUGCAGCCGGCCUGAGGCUGUCUGGGUGCCUUCUGGACUCUUGUGUUAUUCCUAGAGGCAAAGCUGCGCAGUCCUAAAAGCAAUCAGGUUCUCCUCUUCUCUCAGUUUUACAAUGACCUUCUCUAACCCAAUGAUAGUAACAGCUAGGACAGCAGAGGUUUUGAGGUACAUUCUUGGCUUUUUUUUUAUUUUGGGGAGUGAUAGAAAAAAACCCCAAAGGUACUGGUUUCUUUAAGCCUCUGGAAGCCUCCCUGGCCUGAGUCCCCGACCCACCAAGCUCAAAGUUACAUGGGGUCUGACCCUGUAGGUCUCUAACCAGAGUGUAGAGAUCUCAGGACAGACUUUUUGCAGCCACAUACUCAGGCACCCCUGACAGGUCUCUUUGGGGUUCCAGGCUGGCUUGAGCCCCAAGUCUAGGUCUGACUUGGAUGUUUUAUUUUCUUGAUACUACUAAUAAACACAGAAAAAUACUAAUAAACACAGAAUAAUAGCUACUAAUAAUAAACACAGAAAAAUAGCUCCCACCCUCCAUCCCCACAUCCCCCAACCCGUGCUUCCCUCCAGCCGUUGACUUUCUAGGUAGGAGGUGGGGUCCUCAGGACAUUACAUUCUGAGGCUCUGCAAGUGGCUCCUGUUGCUGGAGGGCAGGAAGGCCAUAGGUACCCCUGGUUUAUCAGGGUCCCUGGAAACCGGCUGCUCCAUAUCACCCGGCCUGACUUAGCCUUGCCUGGAAGAAGUAGGGGCUGGAGGCCAGGGGCCACUCCCUAUCUCAUCCCAAAGUAGAGCCUGUGAGUGGGGAGAGAGAGGGAAUGAGGGAAGCUUUGCCAGACACCUCCAGCCUAUGCUGGAGGGAACACAAUAGCUGGAAAUCAACUCUCACCUUUGUUGUCCCCAGUCCCAUUCCCUCUUCUGGUGCAUCCAGAUGGGAGAAGGCAAAAGCCAAGUAUUCUAACCAGGAAAUCACAGGGUAGUGCCUUACACGAAGUUAAGAGGACCAGUUUUCCAAGCUGCCUUUAGAGAAAAGAGUCAGCUUUCUAUUUCGUCCCCUAGCUCCGAGUCCGCAGUUAGGCAGAAUUGCAAACACUCCUGCUUUGGGAAAUGUCCUGGUGCUCUUUUUGUCUUUUCCUUCCUCCCAGAAUGACUGUUCCCCACCCCCUGUCCCAAAUCUGCCGACACCUACAUUUUUGGCUCCUGUCUUCCUCCUACAGGCCUCCUCCUUGCCUUUUCCUGCCCUGCUCAAACACACCCUAAGAAAACUUUAGCUUUUGUGGCCUUCCUCACUUGUGCCAAGAGUCAUAAAUCUUGCAGGGCAGAGAGAAACAAACAGAGUUGUUCUGAAUAAUAAUAAUAACCAUCUUCCAUCUCUUCUGCCAGUGCAUUUAAAAUUAAGCCACCCUGCUAGUUCUUCUCUUCUUAGAAGUACAAAUGUCCUUAUCACCUCUUAGCCCCUUCUGCCUAUUCGGAGGUGAGAAUCAUAACAGAAACUUAUCCGUGAAGUUCUUUCAGCCUGUCUACUGCCAGCCAGUCUGAAGCUCAAGCUAAAACACAGAGUCCUCCUUUUGUCACCCUUUUCUCAACCCUCCUCCUCCUGCAAGAUGUUCAGGGUUUUUAAAAUCAUCACUCACCGCUUGUUGUCUGUUCUCAAAAAGAAAAAGGGGGAGGGUUUUUUUUUUUAAAAAAAAAAAGGUCUGGUCUUUCCCUCUCCCUUGGUUAGAGACUGGGCCUGGAGACUGGGGGGAGAUUUGAGAGGAAUAGAGAGGGUGUAGUGGAGGGAAGAAGCCGGGGCUGGAGACUCAGAAGGAGGGAGCCAGAGUGUGAGGGUUGGAGAUCAAGAACUACUUUCUAAAAAAGUCCUAGUGUUCCAAUUCCGAAUGAGUGCACAGGGGCACCUGGCACCCUCACCCCCGGGCCAGGCCUGCCUUUGACUCAGCCUCCAAAUGCUACUUCUCAAAUUAGCAUAAUGGUUCACUAGUGGGGUAUGGGGGGAGCUGUGAACUUCACCACCCUUCCUUGCCUUUGCUCACCUCUUCCUCCCUGUCCCUCCAAUCUAGAUUUAAAUUUUUACCUGUUCUUUAAGAAAAAAUAAAAAAUAAAAGAAAACCCUCUCUUCUUUCCUUCUCACUCUUUUUUUGGGGAGGGUAUUUUAAAAUUUCCCCCCUUCCCCAUCACCACCAUAACCUUCCCUUCUUAUCAGGCAUCUAAGCUUGCUAAAGGGGGAGAGGUGGGGGGGUGUGUGAGCUUGUGUGUGAGUGAGUGAGUGUGUGUGUGUGUGUCUGUGUGGUUUUUUUUCCCUGUGUAAAAGCAGAGGCCAUUGUUACGGAGAGUAGGGCGUACCAGUCUUAUAGGGCAACCACACUGUGGCGGCUUAGCCCUGCUGGAGCCCGGAGCUGGAUUCUGGCGAGCUGAGCCGCCCGGCACCUUUCGGUCUUCUAUUUUUUUUCCCGCUCCCCCACCCCCUCCCUCCUGCGCACCCCUGCUCCUAAGCCGAGUGAAUUGAAGCGGACGCCGCGCGGCUCCUCUGGCCGGAGGGGAGAUUUCUCGCCUGCCGCUCGCGCUGGGGCUCGAUGUGAAUAUAUAUUAUGUCUGCCUGUUCUCCCCUCGUCGGUGGCUAAGGUCAGCCGCUUGGAACAGACCCCGGAGGAGGGGGGCAGAGAGGGGAGGUCGGGGGGGGGGUCCGGCGUGUCACGUGACCCCCAGGGUUGCCAAUGUCCGGUCCUGAGGGUAUCAGGCCUUUCCAAGUUGCCACCCACUGCCCAGGCCUCACCCAGCGAUGCAGAAAGCCACCUACUACGACAACGCCGCGCCUGCUCUCUUCGGAGGCUAUUCCUCGUACCCUGGCAGCAAUGGCUUCGGCUUCGAUGGCCCCCCCCAACCCCCAUUUCAGGCCGCCACGCACCUGGAGGGUGACUACCAGCGCUCAGCGUGCUCGCUGCAGUCCCUGGGCAACGCUGCCCCACAUGCCAAGAGCAAGGAGCUCAACGGCAGUUGCAUGAGGCCGGGUCUGGCCCCCGAGCCCCUGCCCGCCCCGCCCGGCUCACCCCCGCCCAGUGCCGCACCUACCAGUGCCACUAGCAACAGCAGUAAUGGGGGCGGGCCCAGCAAAAGUGGUCCCCCAAAGUGCGGUCCCGGCACCAACUCCACCCUCACCAAACAGAUAUUCCCCUGGAUGAAAGAGUCGAGGCAAACGUCCAAGCUGAAAAACAGCUCCCCCGGCACAGCAGAGGGCUGUGGUGGCGGCGGCGGCGGAGGCAGUGGUGGCAGCGGGGGCGGUGGCGGCGGCGGCGGCGGGGGAGGGGACAAGAGCCCCCCGGGGUCGGCGGCGUCCAAGCGGGCGCGGACGGCGUACACGAGCGCGCAGCUGGUGGAGCUGGAGAAGGAGUUCCAUUUUAACCGCUACCUGUGCCGGCCUCGCCGUGUGGAGAUGGCCAACCUGCUGAACCUCAGCGAGCGGCAGAUCAAGAUCUGGUUCCAGAACCGGCGCAUGAAGUACAAGAAGGACCAGAAGGCCAAGGGAUUGGCCUCGUCGUCGGGGGGCCCAUCUCCAGCUGGCAGCCCCCCACAGCCCAUGCAGUCCACGGCCGGCUUCAUGAACGCCUUACACUCCAUGACCCCCAGCUACGAGAGCCCGUCCCCACCUGCCUUCGGUAAAGCCCACCAGAAUGCCUACGCGCUGCCCUCCAACUACCAGCCCCCUCUCAAAGGCUGCGGCGCCCCGCAGAAGUACCCUCCGACCCCGGCUCCCGAGUAUGAGCCGCACGUCCUCCAAGCCAACGGGGGCGCCUACGGGACGCCCACCAUGCAGGGCAGUCCGGUGUACGUGGGAGGGGGCGGCUACGCGGAUCCGCUGCCGCCCCCUGCCGGCCCCUCCCUCUAUGGCCUCAACCACCUUUCCCAUCACCCUUCCGGGAACCUGGACUACAACGGGGCGCCCCCUAUGGCGCCCAGCCAGCACCACGGACCCUGCGAACCCCACCCCACCUACACAGACCUCUCCUCUCACCACGCGCCUCCUCCUCAGGGUAGAAUCCAAGAAGCGCCCAAAUUAACACACCUGUGAUGGGAAAGGGCGAACGAGGAUUAGGGGAUGGGGAGGAAGAGAGAGACUGUGGAGCUCUGGGGGGCAGCCUGGAGGUCUGAAAGAGGAGCCAGGAAGGUAGUCGCCAGGCUUCCUGGUCAGAACCGGCCUAGAACUCCUGCCCCUCCCCCUGGCCUGAGAGGUUGCUUUUAAGUCCUCCACCCCUUGUUCCAUCUGCCUGCCAACCCAUCGGAAAGAAAACCACAUCAUAUUGGAGAUGACCCCAUCAACCCCAGGGCUCCAGCACUACCAAGUUGGAAUUCCACGCCCGGGAGUGGGGUAGAGGAAGACGAGAUAGGACGAGGCAGAAAAGCACAUUUUAAAAACCAGACAAGAUGGCUAGGCCAUCACCAACCAACGGACUUACCUUACAUCUUUGUAGGUAAUUCCCCCAAAUCUUGAUUUUUUUCCCUCAAUUAUCCUUUAAAAAAUAAGAAAACACAUUUCAGACCUAAAGGGCACAAAACACGUUCCCUUCCAACUUUCCCAGAACCUCAAAUUUGUUCCCAUUUAUUUGAGGUUUAUUGAGGUACCUACCCCCUCCACUUCUAGCCCCUGGUUUUUCUGCUCUAGAACGUUCAUAUCUAUACAUCCCACCCCCAUCAAUUACAGUUUUUAGAGGGCUCAGGGAUGGUGAGAGAUCCUGAAAGAGCUGCCUAUAUUAUAAAUUAUAUAUAUAUAUUUUUUAAGGGAAAGUUUGGAGGCUAGGGCAGGCAGGUUGUUAGGACUGAAGGUUUGCCCAUUCUGCUGCCUCCAUCUCAGCUCCAGCUCCAUCCCCCUCUCCACAGAAAGCAGUUGGUGACAAGAGGUUCUAUACUUUUCUUUUCUUCUGUUGCUCUCUUGACUUAACGUGAAAACAGGGUAUAUUUGAACAAACUGUCUGUCCCAGGCAGGGGCUGGGCAGGGCCUGUGUGCCUUGCUCAGCCUCCUGACAGGACACUUUUGUUGCACUUAGAGUUUACAUUUUAAUGGAUGUAAAAACAACUGUGAGAGAUGUCUGGGCCUGCAGAAGUCCAGCAUUGCUCAAAAAAGCGUGUGUUCUAGUGAACAUUUUCAUAUAUAUUUAUUGGUUAUAGCCUGUUAAAAUAUUUUCUUUUUUGUAUUAUUUAUCCCCCUACAUUAUGUAUUUAUAUGAGGGAAAAAAAGGAAAAAUUGUACUUUUUUAGUAUUUACUUGUUAUAAAGGACAUUGUGUUUCCUGUCAUGUAAAACCGGCUAUUUUAGUUACUGUUGUACUCUAGAAAAGAGCUGUAGGUUUAUGUUAAACUCGUACUUAUGAACAAUUGUAAUUAGUUCUAAAAGGCAUGAACUCAGCUCCUAAUCAUCCCUGUAUAGUCCUGAAUUUGUAGAACUAGAGUUAAUUCCCUCUUGGAACUUUCUUUGUUCUUCAGUAGUUACUUUUUUCCUUACCUAAAAGGGUUGUCUGUCAAACAAUUCUUGAAUAAACUUUCUGUUAUCAA
This is a messenger RNA of Pongo pygmaeus (Bornean orangutan), 9612 nucleotides long. RefSeq names its product homeobox B3 (gene HOXB3). The record is from RefSeq and is a predicted model, not a curated record. Gene Ontology annotation, molecular function: RNA polymerase II cis-regulatory region sequence-specific DNA binding; DNA-binding transcription factor activity, RNA polymerase II-specific. Gene Ontology annotation, biological process: embryonic skeletal system morphogenesis; anterior/posterior pattern specification; regulation of transcription by RNA polymerase II. The transcript has 4 exons. Bases 6849 to 8135 code for a protein of 428 amino acids. Gene Ontology annotation, cellular component: nucleus. NCBI's taxonomy places the organism in Eukaryota, Metazoa, Chordata, Mammalia, Primates, Hominidae.